AUGGCGGUUACGGGAGGCUCCAGCGGCAUUGGAAAGUGCAUUGCUAUCGAGUGCUACAAACAAGGAGCGUUUAUAACUCUGGUGGCACGAAAUGAGGACAAGCUGCUACAGGCAAAGAAAGAAAUUGAAAAGCACUCUAUUAAUGAUAAACAGGUGGUGCUUUGUAUAUCAGUUGACGUAUCUCAAGACUACAGUCAAGUAGAGAAUGUCAUAAAACAAGCACAGGAAAAAUUGGGCCCCGUAGACAUGCUUGUGAACUGUGCAGGAAUGGCGCUUUCGGGAAAAUUUGAAGACCUUGAAGUUAGUACUUUUGAAAGACUGAUGAGCGUCAACUACUUGGGCAGCGUGUACCCCAGCCGAGCCGUGAUCACCACCAUGAAGGAGCGCCGCGUGGGCCGGAUCGUCUUCGUCUCCUCCCAGGCAGGGCAGCUGGGAUUGUUCGGCUUUACGGCCUACUCCUCAUCCAAGUUUGCCAUCAGGGGGUUGGCGGAAGCUCUGCAGAUGGAGGUGAAGCCAUAUAACGUCUACGUCACAGUGGCCUACCCGCCGGACACAGACACCCCUGGGUUCGCGGAAGAAAACAAAACCAAGCCUCUGGAGACUCGCCUGAUUUCAGAGACCAUAUCCGUUUGCAAGCCAGAGCAAGUGGCCAAACAAAUUGUUAAAGAUGCCAUACAAGGAAAUUUUAACAGUUCCAUCGGCUCGGAUGGGUACAUGCUCUCGUCCCUGACCUGUGGAAUGGCUCCUGUGACUUCUAUCACCGAAGGGCUCCAGCAGGUGGUCACCAUGGGCCUCUUCCGCACCAUUGCUCUGUUUUACCUUGGAAGUUUCGACAGCAUAGUCCGUCGCUGCAUGAUGCAGAGAGCGAAAUCCGAAGUCGCAGACAAAACUGCCUAA
Suricata suricatta (meerkat) is the source of this 897-nucleotide messenger RNA. It is a transcript of the gene KDSR, whose product is annotated as 3-ketodihydrosphingosine reductase. Gene Ontology annotation, cellular component: endoplasmic reticulum membrane. Lineage: Eukaryota; Metazoa; Chordata; Mammalia; Carnivora; Herpestidae. The transcript is spliced from 10 exons. Bases 1 to 897 code for a protein of 298 amino acids. The record is from RefSeq and is a predicted model, not a curated record. Gene Ontology annotation, biological process: sphingolipid biosynthetic process. Gene Ontology annotation, molecular function: 3-dehydrosphinganine reductase activity.